AGUCAAUGACAUCUCACUUUGCCUCUCAAGACUAUUUACCAUCGACAGUGUCUAUAGAUUUCAGGUUUACCCUUAGCGUAUAAGUACCGACUCGUCUUGUCCCUUCCUCUUCCGACUACCUGUGAACUGAACCACCCGUCACUGUCUCUUCUUGUACAAGGAAGCAGCAGAGAAAGAAGCGAGGUGUGCUCGAGGAAGAUUGCGUAGACUCAAAAUGAGGGCCGGGUCGGGUUUCAACGCAACGGCAACGGCAGCGGCGGCGCCGGUGUACACGGGUGGCCACCACUCGCCGGUGCCGUACCUCUUCGCUGGCGUGGCGGCGACGCUGGGGCUCACCGCCUGCGCCCUCCUUGUUCUCGCUUGCUUCUGCUCGAAGUUCUAUGACCGCCUAGAGAGCCGCGACGCCGGUGCCAGCAGCGGCGCUGCCGCAGGCGGUGGCGUGGGGUUGUGUGAGGAGGUGAUCGUGGUGGUCAUGGCGGGGGAUGAGAAGCCGACGUUCCUGGCGGCCCCGACGUCGAGCCGGGCGUCCUCCUUUGUGGAUUGGAGCUGCAAGAAGGAUGAUGAUGAGGAGGAGGGGGAGGAGGAGAAGGUUGAGGGGAGUAAGAGGACCGACCGGAAAAGCAGCCCAGACUAAGGAUCAAAGCCAAGACAUGGAAGGUUGAUGUCUUUUCCUUGUGUGUCUUCCUCCGGUCUAUUGAGCCUGCAGGGUUUGUUCUUCAUGUAAUGAUUGACUGUAGUGGUCUCAGAGCUUGCAGAUGUUAUCAGUUCUUUCUCCUACCUUGAUGAACUUGUUGUGUUCA
This is a messenger RNA of Musa acuminata subsp. malaccensis (wild Malaysian banana), 800 nucleotides long. Its product is annotated as protein GLUTAMINE DUMPER 3-like. Lineage: Eukaryota; Viridiplantae; Streptophyta; Magnoliopsida; Zingiberales; Musaceae. The record is from RefSeq and is a predicted model, not a curated record. Gene Ontology annotation, biological process: regulation of amino acid export.